Molecule: messenger RNA, 1599 nt
Organism: Pocillopora verrucosa
Lineage: Eukaryota; Metazoa; Cnidaria; Anthozoa; Scleractinia; Pocilloporidae
Source: RefSeq, a predicted model, not a curated record
GGCAUUCAAAUUGGCUACCGUCGGAAUGCAACUGACUUCUUCCUCAAGGAGGAAGAAUUGCAAGUCAGCAUUAAUAUAUCCUCGGAUGAUUUUGCUGAAAAAGGGUCAGUGAUUGUAGGAUGUGUGUACAAAGAUCUUCAUGAAUUACUACUGAGAAAUCAAUCUACUGGAGAAGAACUUGACACUUCUAGGUAUGUUAACACCAGAAUAAUGACGGCAGCGAUGAAUCCUAAACCUGAAAAACUACGACGAGAUGUAAUCUUGAAGUUCAAAAACCUACAGGUCGUUGAGGAAGAAAAGCAUUGCAUGUUUUGGAGUGGUUUCAAAAAUAGUCCGGAUGGGUUUUCAGAAGAGGGUUGUCAUGUGGAUCAUUCGAAGAGCAACUCAGAAGAAACAAUUUGCAGCUGCAAUCAUUUGACUCAUUUCGCUGUCUUAGUUGACUUCAGCGGCAGCACAAAGCUUUCCGAGAACGACGUAGCUGUUCUGGAGAUCAUCACAUACGUAGGGUUAAGCCUAUCCAUCAUCGGAAUACUUUCGACAAUAACCUUAUAUUCUUUCCUCACAGAUCUUCGUCAACCUCUGUCCCAAAUACGCGUAAGUCUUGCUGUGGCUUUAGGAGCUGGACAAAUAUGUUUUUUCGCUGGUAUAAAUGCCACAGAGAUCAAGGCUGUGUGUGUCAUAGUAGCAGCUAUUAUGCAGUAUUUUCUGAUGGCCGCUUUCUGUUGGAUGCUGGUCGAGGGAAUUUAUCUCUACCUGUUUGUUGUAAAAGUUUAUAACAUCAACGACAAGAUGCGCAUAUAUCACGUCAUGUCAUGGGGUUUUCCCUUAGUUAUGGUGGCCAUUUCACUGUCUAUCGCUGCUGGAAAAGAAGGGAUACAGGGUUAUACCAGCGACAAAUUUUGUUGGAUAUCCUCAGCGAACAAUUUGAUAUGGAUAUUUGUCACAUUUGUGAUUACAAUUGAAGUGAUCAACAUUUUGAUACUCACACGAGUCAUAAGGGAGAUGGCCAGAAUGCAGCAAACAGGAGACAAGCAAAGUCAGCAAUUACGAGUUGGCAUUAGAGCAUGUGUUGUGAUGAUCCCCCUGUUGGGUGUCACGUGGUUAUUUGGUCUUCUGUCGCCAUUACACAAAGCUUUUUCCUACAUUUUUACCAUCCUCAACUCUACUCAAGGUUUCCUGAUUUUCGUUCUUCACUGUGUGCGAAACAGCCAGAUUAGAGAGCGAUUCAAAAGGAAGGUGAACACGGUUUUCCCAUCUACAAACAAUGGAAACUCCACAAAGAAGAGCUCACAGGUUAAUCCAAGUGGUGUCGGUGAUACAUGGGUAGCUGAAUUGCAGUCUUUCGAUGAAUUUGAGCUGGAAAAACACUCGGCUUGAAGAGCUAGAUUCAACACGGACCAAGCAUGAAACUCCAUUGUUUAAUUGUUUAAUUUGAUUUUUAAGCUUAGUUGGUCAAUCGCAGUUGCUCAUUUUUCGAUCUUUCAGGAAGAUUUCGGCCGUUCCAAUCGAGGCAUUAGCUUCGUGAAUAAGUCAUACUUAAGGUGUCACUUACUGCGAUAAUAGGGCAACUUGCCAAAGGUAGUAGCGUUUAAUGUAAGC